Polyodon spathula (Mississippi paddlefish) is the source of this 1496-nucleotide messenger RNA. Its product is annotated as coiled-coil domain-containing protein 12-like. The record is from RefSeq and is a predicted model, not a curated record. The transcript is spliced from 7 exons. The coding region runs from base 161 to 658 and encodes 165 amino acids. NCBI's taxonomy places the organism in Eukaryota, Metazoa, Chordata, Actinopteri, Acipenseriformes, Polyodontidae. Gene Ontology annotation, cellular component: U2-type spliceosomal complex; post-mRNA release spliceosomal complex.
GUAUUUUACAUUAUGGAGUAAACAAUUUCGAAAAUCUGCCACCAAGAUUUUAAGCAGGGUCUGAGACACCUCCUAUUAAUCGACGGCCUCGGCGCUCCAUUCUCUAUGCUCUCGAUGCUCUUACUCUUGCGUAGUCUGGUCUGCUGUGUGUUGUCGGAAGAUGGAGCAGAGCAUGGGGUCCCUCCAACAAGAAGCCUUAAAGAGAAAAGAAAGACUGAAAGCUCUCCGGAGUAAGCAGCUACAGAACAGAGACCCGGAGGAUGGCGAGCCCGAGAAUAAGCGUUCUGUUGAAGAGAUUGAGGAAGUGAAGCACAGGGAGCUAAAGCUGCGGAACUACACUCCAGAGGAUGAGGAGCUCCGGGAGAGACAGGUGCCCAAAGCAAAGCCGGCCUCAGUGGAGGACAAGGUGAGGGACCAACUCGAAGCAGCCAAUCCGGAGCCAGUGAUCGAGGAAGUGGACUUGGCUAACCUUGCACCCAGGAAGCCUGAUUGGGAUUUGAAGAGAGACGUGGCUAAGAAGCUGGAGAAGCUUGAGAAGAGGACACAGAGAGCCAUCGCAGAACUGAUCCGUCUUUCUAUAACCAUAACAAAGGCACAGAUUGCUCGGCCACAUCCCCUGAAAUACCCUCGGCCACGCCCCCUUCAGUGGCGAGUCUAAUCACGUAUCCUCCAAUCCGUGACUGACACGUCGCCUACCGCAUUAAGGCGAUGACUUCUGGUGUAGUGGCUCAACCCCCUUCCAGGAUGACUGACUUCCAACUGACCCUGGAAUGAACUGUCAAACCAUCCAGUCCAAAGCACUCUGUUUCCUUUAUACGGCGCCCUCACAGGUCGGGAGGGAGAUUGUUGACUAGGAUUCAUUUUUUAUCUGUCACAAUGCCUCACAACACUGUUAUUGGUAUCCUUGCUGGCACAGUUCAGUCUGCCUCCUAAAUGUGUUUUCAGUGUUGGCCGAGCUGGACAAUGACCACCUAACUUUGAAAACAAAGCACUGGUUCACCUAGUACAUUCAAGUCGGUGUCGCAACGCUUUAUUUUUACAUUACUGUGGGAUUUUUACUAGAAGAGACAGGAUUCAGUCAGUCAACACUUUGGAGUUUACUCUAUGAAUGACCCUUCUGCAAGCUUUUAAAGACCCUGAUUUUUAUCCCCUCUGGUGAACCGCUUAACUGUUCAUCCAGGUGUUAAACUUGGCUCGGGCAUUCUUCAGCUGAAGUUAUUGAGAGCAUUUGCAUGUAGUGUGGAUAUAGGUCACGGUGAUCUACUUUCUUACUUGCUGUGCUAUUUGCCCUUCAGGUAUUCCCAAAAUUCAGACAACUCACACCUUGGACUUUUUAAAGUUGUUUUAUUUGUAGCUUGUAAAGGUGCAUAACUUCCUUUUAAUGAUGAGUUUUUAGGAGGGUGUUGUUACCAGUAGUUUUGAACUGCCCCAUUGGCCUAUUAUACUCCAGAAUGGUUGCUGGUUGGUUCUCAUAGUCUGCUUGGUUUCUGUUUCAU